AUGAACAGCUCUGAGUCCUCGGCUUCCGUCACCUUCACCCUCUACGCCUCUCUGCGUCUGUACAACGCCGCUCUGCUGGUGGUCGUCUCUGUGCUCUACGUCUCCGGCCUGGUCCUUAACCUUUUCCUGCUGCUCGUGAUUUGGGUGGAGUCCGGCCUCCACCGGCCGAUGUACGUCCUGUUGGUGAACCUGUGUGUGAGCGGCGUGAUGGGCAGCUCGUCCGUCUGUCUACACAUCAUCACUCACCUCCUGUCCAGCAGACAGCAGACGUCUCUGCCCGUCUGUCUGACUCAGGUGUUCUUCAUCAACGCGUACAGCGGCUCCAUGUUCUGUAUCUUAGCGCUAAUGGCCUACGACCGCUACGUCUCCAUCUGCAAACCUCUGCUGUACCACUCCAUCAUGACCCCGGCGAAGGUCCGGACGAUGCUGCUGCUGGUCUACGUCACGCUGGGCUCGUCCUCGGCGGUGCAGGUGCUGCUGCUCUGCAGACUGAGGCUGUGCAGGCGCUCGGUGGAGAAGCUGCUGUGCGACAGUCUGGUGGUGUCCAAGCUCUCCUGUGAGGAGACGCCUCUGAUCGCAGCCUUCGGCCUCUGCUGCGCCAUCGCUGUGGUCGUUCUGCCCUGUCUGCUGGUCCUCCUGUCCUACCUUCACAUCUUCAUGGUGGUCCUGAAGAGGUCAAAGGUUAAAGGGCUGCAGACGUGCACCCCCCACCUGGUGACCUUCAUUAACUUCUCCGCGGCCUCUUUCUUUGGAGUCAUCUAUAACCGUCUGAGUCAGCAGGUUCCUGAAGCCGUGAACGUUUUCACAUGUUUUAACUUCUUUAUCGUCCCUCCUCUGCUGCAUCCCAUAAUAUAUGGUGUCAAGAUGAAAGAGAUUCGGAAAAGUGCGAAGAAAAUGAUGAAAAGACACUUAUAG
This is a messenger RNA of Anoplopoma fimbria (sablefish), 915 nucleotides long. RefSeq names its product putative olfactory receptor 52L2. Gene Ontology annotation, cellular component: membrane. Gene Ontology annotation, biological process: G protein-coupled receptor signaling pathway. Gene Ontology annotation, molecular function: olfactory receptor activity; G protein-coupled receptor activity. NCBI's taxonomy places the organism in Eukaryota, Metazoa, Chordata, Actinopteri, Perciformes, Anoplopomatidae. The coding region runs from base 1 to 915 and encodes 304 amino acids. The record is from RefSeq and is a predicted model, not a curated record. The transcript has a single exon.